AUGCUAACUCGAUUCAUUUCAUCUAUUGCUCAACAUCAACGUUCGUUGAUAUCUACUUCGCUUCGUCUUAUAAACACAAGUGCACCAAGCUUGAGCGAUGGUGACCAUACACGAUCAGAAGCUGAAGAAAAGGCAGCGGCUGAUUUAAAAUCUCGAAAAGAAAAACGUUGGCUAGAUACAGUCGCUUCUGACAGUGAGGCGAUAGUCAAAGGCGAGAAGCAACAUGCGAAGAAACAAGGUGAUGAGAAGAAAGAUAUGAAUAAACUUCAAAAUGACACGAUCGACGCCAUUCAAGACAAAGAAGCGAAAGGUCAUUUACCAAAACACGAUGUGGGCCGACGUGAUACACGAAGUGAACGAAUAGGAAGUGGUGGUUCCACUGGUAGUAGUAGUAGUAGUAAACAAGGAAAGAAACGCUAA
This is a messenger RNA of Adineta ricciae, 420 nucleotides long. NCBI's taxonomy places the organism in Eukaryota, Metazoa, Rotifera, Eurotatoria, Adinetida, Adinetidae. The record is from the annotation of a GenBank genome assembly.